Messenger RNA from Periconia digitata, 943 nucleotides. NCBI's taxonomy places the organism in Eukaryota, Fungi, Ascomycota, Dothideomycetes, Pleosporales, Periconiaceae. The record is from the annotation of a GenBank genome assembly.
CACAUCCGGCAGUUGCUUAUAUCCUGACACGCACUUCAGCUCUUCCGCCCGGACACAAUAUGCAUCUAACUUAAAGCGGCGCCGGAUCCACGCAUGUCGCGAUUUCCGAGGCGGCUGAUGGCAUUUCGUGGAUCGCCAUGACCCCCAAACCAUUAGAAUGGCGGGGUCCAGCCAACGCUAGUAAUGGGACUUUGACGUCAUCCAAAAGCAGAGCCCAAUAAAUACAACACAUACGCCUGUGUCCCACUCUGCUCAUUAACAACAUUUCCAACAUCAAUCGUACAACUAAAAUACCAAUCCAACAAAUAAACCUUUCCCCAACAUCAAGAUGUCUACUUUCAGCAACGCCGACACGGGAAGCAAGAAUGCUGAUCCUUACACACAAAAGAACUUAGAGGAGCCCUCCCUUAAGGAGAAGGUUGAGGACCUCUUCUCUUUCGUGGACAAGACCAAGUUCUGCCUCUUGACAACACAGACCGCCGAUAGCGAUCUGUUAGCAUCUAGAGCCAUGGCGCUGGCCGCCAAGGAGGGCAACGGCUUCGAUCUUCUGUUCCACACCAACACCGAGUCUGGAAAGACGGACGAUCUCAAGACCCACUCAUCAGUUAACAUCGGCUUCAUCAACAACAGUGGAGAGUGGGCCUCGAUCUCCGGUCAUGCUUCCAUCGAGACGGACCGUGCUGUGGUCAAGAAGCACUAUUCGCCUGCUCUGAAGGCCUGGAUUGGUGAUCUCGGUGACGGCACGCACGACGGUGGUCCCGAGGACCCCCGCAUUGGUAUCAUUCGGGUCAAGACGAGCACGGCCCAAUACGCCGUGUCGAAACGUACAGCAAUUGGUGGUUUUGUUGAGCUGGCCAAGGGGGUUGCGAGCGGUGAAGCACCAUCGAUCAACAAGCUGAGACACAUCACGGAGGCUGAAGUCAAACAAUGGGCUGGCCAGUAG